AUGACCAAAUCAGCCAGCUUCGACGUCCUAGGAACAUGUUUCCACUUCCAGCCCGCCAUUGACACAAUAGCAGAACGUCUUGGUUCCAAACUCAAUGCAAUAGGUGUCGACCCCAAAUCUCUCUUCUUCAGCUGGUUCUACGCUGCCCAACGCGACUUCACCUACGCUUCCAUGUGCGGAGCCUACAAGCCCAUAGCUCAGAUCUUCAAGCUCACAUUCAAACGAGCCUGCUUGAUUCUCGAUCUUCCUGCGGAUCAAGUGAGCGAUGAUGACGUAGCGGCUAUUAUGCAGCAGAUUACUAAAUUACCUCCGAGAGAAGGAUUGAAGGAAUGCUACGAUGGCUUAAGGGCAGCAGGUUGGGACGUCUCCGGCGUAACGAACGGAGGCAAGCAGACGAGUCUGAAGUACUACGAGCUUGCUAACAUCGAGCUGGACUCCGAUCAUUUGCUCUCAUGUGAUGACAUCCAGGUGGCGAAGCCGGACGUCAAGGUCUACCAGACAGCUCAUCUGCAUCUUACUUCUCGUGGUGUGGGCCAGGAAGGCGAUGGCGAGAGAUGGUUCGUCGCGGCGCAUGCGUGGGAUUUGAUUGCGGCGAGGAAGGCGGGUUUCAAGACGGCGUAUCUGUAUCAUGAGGAGCACGAUCCUGUUACUGAGAUUUUUGGGCAGUUUGAUAUCUAUGCGCGGGAUUUCAACGAGUUGUUGCAGAAGAUGAAGGCUGUUUAG
Molecule: messenger RNA, 723 nt
Organism: Recurvomyces mirabilis
Lineage: Eukaryota; Fungi; Ascomycota; Dothideomycetes; Mycosphaerellales; Teratosphaeriaceae
Exons: 1
Coding region: 1-723 (240 amino acids)
Source: RefSeq, a predicted model, not a curated record